ACCCCUCGCCCCCCAUCCCUUCGGGGCCCGGCGGUGACCACUGGGACCGAAAUGGACAAGCCAUUCAGAAGAAAUUUGUGACCCGAUGGAUUCUGACACGAGCCCCGGGGCUUUAGAGAGGUCGACUCACAAACACAAGAUCUUGAGAGGAGACUCACUGAGUUCCUCUUUGUCAAAAGAUCAUUCUGCUUGUGCUCUGCUCCUCCCUGCAGACCAGCGUCUCUUUCCCCGCGGCCCCCACCCCUCGGAAGCUGGCUGUCUGGACUUCACCUUCACCUUCCGUUUGUAGCCCCGGCUCCUGGGCUUCUGGGCUCCAGGGCCUGGCGGUGCCGUCGCGCAAGGACUCUUGAGGAAAGCAAGUGACAUGAGACGCCACGGGGGUAGGUUUGCAGCCCUCGUGCCGUUGUGAAGUGAAAAGUCCGUCCCAGGAGGCCCCCUCCCCGGCCAUGGCUGCUCUGAGGUCCCGCCAGCCCAACUGCAUCAGGGCAGCAUUUGCCAGCACCAGGGCCGCCUUCCGGAAGAGGCAGAGAAACAUGCCCCAUCGCUUCAAGAUCAAUCACAAAAAGAAUCACAUGGACUUAAUUGAAGGUCUCUGGAGAGAGGUUUUAGAUCCUUGCGACGGCGAGUCUUGGGAAGACCCCCCCGGCCGUUCCGCCUACAGCUUCGGCACCUGCUGUCCGGGCGACGUGACCUGUGCUGUCCCUUCACACGCAUUGAACCCCGAGAGUCCGGAAGUCCACGUAGAAGACCCUCUCUCCUCAGGAGCCCCAGACCUCCUCAGGGAAGCUGCCAGCGGGGUCCCUGCGUCCCCGGAGGCCGAGGACGUGGACAUGCCCCCUGCGGAGCCCGGGGGUGGGCGGCCCAGGCUCUCCGGAGCCCCAGAGGACUGGAGGAUGGCGGAGGAGUGGCCCACGGCGGCCGGCCCCCCCGUCCCGGCCACGGAGCCCGCUGAGCCCGGCAGACCCACGCCAGGCAGGACCCCAGGGUCCCGGCCGCCACCCAGACUCCGGAGUGAGAAGGACAGGGGGCCCAAGCUCACCGUCUCCAAGAGGAAACUGGAACUCUUACUUGCAGAGCCUGAGAAGAGUAAGAGGAAGAGGCGGUGUGCGGCCCAGACCCAGCAGGGCAUGAACUGAGCACGUCUGGUGCCGGCGCCGGGUGGCCGCUGCCCACACCCCCCAGGACCCCAGGACCCCAGGUUCCCAAGGGCCAAUAAAGCGAAGCUGGAGAAGA
Molecule: messenger RNA, 1233 nt
Organism: Hyaena hyaena (striped hyena)
Lineage: Eukaryota; Metazoa; Chordata; Mammalia; Carnivora; Hyaenidae
Product: chromosome alignment-maintaining phosphoprotein 1-like
Exons: 8
Coding region: 447-1136 (229 amino acids)
Source: RefSeq, a predicted model, not a curated record